CCGUCAAAGGAUCAUGGGUAAUUUAAAUGGCGGGAACAUGAAAUGGACAAAUUUGGUUUGCAAUCAACAAAUUGGUUAAAUCUAGCCCAGGAAUGCUUGUUAUUUAUUGUGUAAUCACAUAAGUACUAUUAAAGUGCUUGUAGUAGUGUGUUAGAGGGCUCAGUGUGCCUGUAUUAUGGCUAGAGUACGUUAUAUGACAGACAACGAAAAGUCUGUUCUUGUCAACAACUUUGAGAAGCGAGGAUGGAUUCCUUGUGCUGACGACGAAGACUGGAACUUUUACUGGGCAAGUGUACAGACUGUAAGAGCAAUAUUCAAUGUGGAAACAGGCUAUCGAUUAGCAGAUGAUCAAGUAAUCAACCAUUUUCCAAAUCACUAUGAAUUAACACGGAAGGAUCUCAUGUUGAAAAAUAUCAAGCGAUAUCGUAAAGAAGUUGAGAAAGAAGGGGUUCCCUUGGCAGAGAAAGAUGAAUCAGGAAGAUACCUUUACCUUGAUAUCAUCCCUGUUACUUUUCUUCUGCCUGCUGAUUACAAUCUUUUUGUAGAAGAAUUUAGAAAGAAUCCUUCCAGUACAUGGAUCAUGAAACCAACUAACAAAUCACAGGGAAAAGGAAUUUUUAUUAUUAAUCGUUUGUCGCAGUUAAAAAAAUGGUCCAAGGAUAGCAAAGGAACUCCGUUGAUGCAUGCAACUGGCAAAGAUGCAUAUAUGAUUUCUAGAUACAUUGAUAAUCCAUUACUUAUUGGAGGAAAAAAAUUUGAUCUUCGUAUCUAUGUCACUGUAACAUCUUACAGACCACUAAAAGCCUAUGUGUACCGACAUGGUUUUUGCAGGUUUUGUACAGUACAGUACAAUGCUAGUCUAAAUGAACUUGAUAAUGUGUUUAUCCAUCUGACUAAUGUCGCCAUUCAAAAACAUGGGGAAGACUAUAAUUCUCAGCAUGGAGGCAAAUGGACUGUUAAGAAUUUGAGGUUAUACUUGGAGGGAACCAGGGGUAAAGAGCUGACAGACAAGUUAUUUGAUGACAUCAAUUGGUUGAUGGUGCAUUCUCUGAAAGCUGUCCAGAAUGUUAUUGCUAAUGACAGGCACUGCUUUGAAUGCUAUGGAUAUGACAUCAUCAUUGAUGAUAAUCUGAAACCAUGGCUGAUAGAAGUCAAUGCAUCACCUUCCCUUACAUCCACUACUAGUGCCGACAGAAUCAUGAAGUACAAUCUGAUUCAUGAUACAAUGAACAUUGUCGUACCCAAUGGAGAAAUACCAGAUGUGAGAUGGAACAAAAUACCCUCCAAAGAAGCCAUGGGAAGCUAUGAUGUUCUUUAUGAUGAAGAGCUUGCCCAGCAAGAUGUGGUAGAGAGAGACCUUAAAUCCAGGACAAGUCAAGGAAGUACAAGCCGAGGCAGUAAAGACGGCAAAACAAGACACACAACAUGGAAAUAGCAAUGUUACACAUCCACACACACUGUCUCAAAUGAAUUAGGCCCUGGCUAAAAGAGGAAACAAGAUUCCAGAAACAUGUUUCCCGCCUGCAUAUUCCCCGAUGAUUCCAAGUUUAGCCACAUGCACAACAUUGCUACAUGCAAUAAAUUUUGCUUGCAAGACGCAGAAAUGUUUCUUCUGCACAGCAUUCUGUUUCUGCUGUGCAGCAGAAACAUUUCAUACUUCCAAGAUGCAUGGAAACAAUGUUUCCUCAUUUAGCCACGAAAGUCAACAUUCUAAAAGUUCGUUACUUAGCAACACUAGCUCUAUCUUGAAAGUGUGCAUGCGAUAACCGAUAUUGAGUAAACAUGUUUCCUGAUGUUUCCUGUCUGGAAAAAACAUGUUUCCUCGUUUACCCAGGGCCUUAGAUAACUGAAAUAAUAAGUAUAUUUAACUGCACCAUUAAUUUAUAAGAGUUUGGGGUUUAUUGCAGGGGUAUGUUGGAAGUUUGUACAUUCAUUUUCACAUUAGGUACACAAUACAAGAAUCUCAGGAUUAAAUUUGCCAAGACUUGCCUAUGAGAUAUACCUUUUUAACUUUGGCAUAAUAUCUUCCCAUUUCAGACCAUGUUAGACUUAAAAAGUCUUAGAUAUCUGAUAAUGGAGAAGGUUUUCUUAUGAAGUGUGGAUCAGACCAUGUAAAUGGCUUACUAAGAACGUUUUCCAUUAUAAUGAUGGUAAUUUAUAUAAAUAUGUAAAAAUAGAUUAAAGAAGACAACACUGUGUUU
Actinia tenebrosa (Australian red waratah sea anemone) is the source of this 2201-nucleotide messenger RNA. RefSeq names its product polyglutamylase complex subunit TTLL1. Gene Ontology annotation, biological process: protein polyglutamylation; microtubule cytoskeleton organization. The record is from RefSeq and is a predicted model, not a curated record. Gene Ontology annotation, molecular function: tubulin-glutamic acid ligase activity; tubulin binding; metal ion binding. NCBI's taxonomy places the organism in Eukaryota, Metazoa, Cnidaria, Anthozoa, Actiniaria, Actiniidae. Gene Ontology annotation, cellular component: ciliary basal body.